GCUGCGUGUUGGUAUUAGCGGUGGGCGUGUUCUUGCCCGGGAGGGAUAUCGAGGACAGGUGGUAGGUGUGGUGCUUGUGGCCGACUAGUGUGGCCGUUAUUGGUCGGCAGCUGGCAACAAGGCUGAGACGAACAUGGAGAAGACACUUGCAAUGAUAAAGCCAAAUGCCAUGGGGCACGCAGAGGAAAUUGAGAAGAUCAUUCUGAAGGAGGGAUUUACCAUCAUUCAGCGUCGUCGCAUCCAGCUGUCGAAAGAACAGGCCAUGGAGUUCUACUCGGAGCAUCGUGACAAACCAUUCUUCAGCAACCUGAUCAAUUUUAUGACCUCAGGUCCGGUGCAGGCGAUGGUGCUCGGCAAGGAGCACGCCAUCCGGGCCUGGCGCCGCGUUCUUGGGCCCACCCGGGUGGCCGCCGCCAUCAAACACCACCCGGACAGCGUCAGGGCUAAGUUCGGCGCCAGCGACACGGAGAACGCCGCGCACGGCAGUGACUCGGCCGCCAGCGCUGAGCGAGAGGUCCGCUUCUUCUUUCCUGACGUAAACUUGGAGCCGCUGCUGACGGGAGUCGAGGCGCGCGACUACAUGGACGACUACGUUAGCCCCACGCUGGUGAAGGGGCUGACGCAGCUCUGCCAAACUAAGCCGGCAGACCCCAUCACCUGGCUGGCCGACUGGCUGCUUGUCAACAAUCCUUACAAGCCGGUCCCGGGCGACGAGAAAUAGCUGGCGCUGGUGUCGGAUGGUGCCGAGGCGGGAGAGGCGCUCCGAUGUUGUGUGUGAUUGCCAGCUUUCGGUAGUGCGGGACUGUCAAAUUUGGUGUGCGUCUGUUAUGUGUGCGCGUAAUGUCGGUUGGUAUGUUGGGAGAAUGCCUAUUAACUUUACUUGCCAAAACGACGCAUGGAGCGCCGCGUUACGAUUUUGAAUUGCCCAAUAUGGAUGAUAAGGUGAGAGUUGUGCUGCAGUAUCCGUGCCUCAGUGUCUGUCGCAUCACCGUGGGUUGUUUGUCGCACCACUAUGGUACGGUGGCUCGUGUUGCGCACGCCGCUUUUGCAAUUUUGCCGAGUUAUGAUAGUAUCCGCAUGGCUUCAUCGUUCCUGUGACGUCACUAAAAACUCCGGAAUCUUGGAUUGUUUUAAGCCUUGAUAUAGCAAACUUGAUAAGCCGCUUGAUAUAGCAAACAUCAGA
This is a messenger RNA of Pollicipes pollicipes, 1183 nucleotides long. RefSeq names its product nucleoside diphosphate kinase homolog 5-like. The transcript has 6 exons. Lineage: Eukaryota; Metazoa; Arthropoda; Thecostraca; Pollicipedomorpha; Pollicipedidae. Gene Ontology annotation, cellular component: cilium. The record is from RefSeq and is a predicted model, not a curated record. Gene Ontology annotation, biological process: GTP biosynthetic process; negative regulation of oxidative stress-induced intrinsic apoptotic signaling pathway; CTP biosynthetic process. Bases 134 to 721 code for a protein of 195 amino acids. Gene Ontology annotation, molecular function: nucleoside diphosphate kinase activity.